AUGAAUUCGCAUGGAAUGACAUAUGACGAUUUGUCACAGGCUAUAUCAGAAUCAUACUUGCAUUUAUCGAACGAUGAUACCAAUGACUUUACUGGGACGUCCAACGAGGCGCGAGAGAUGACGGUUGAAAACGGAUACGAUACGUCGACGUUGAUGCGAUUGGCGAGAGCGAUCGAUGAACAACAGCACAGGGUCGAGAAGAGUGAAAUACGGACAAAACACGGGAAUGGCUCGCCUAGAGUCCAAGCGGCCAAGAAUCGAGCAAAUGGAGGUGACCAAGGGCCCCCAGGGCCGCAAGGAAGGACAUUUAUCUCAUCACAUUCCACACCGUUGGUGUCGAAACUGAGCAGCUCUAACAUUAGACACACCAGAAACCGAAGCAGUACACUUUCAGACGUUGAAGAGACGAUUGACGAUUCUAGGGUUAUUGGGGGCAAUGGUGAAUCUGAUAGAGAUACGGCAAUGAGCGAAUUGCGUCAGAUGAUCGAGACGUUGUCGUUAGAGGAGCUAGAAGAGUUUAAAAAGCCAAUCGAGACACUUAUAACAAACAAUAGACAAAAAGACCGGAAGUCUCCUCGCCAGUCGGCACACCAGUAUCAUCAAAAGAACAACAGCGAUAUGUAUGUGACACCCAAGCGGUCGUAUAUCAAUGCGUUGAGUAGUGAUUCUGGUUCGAGUGGAGAAGACGACGAUGAUAGAUUAAGCUUGACGCACACUCAUACAAAUGGUAGUUUCCUACGCAAGAAGGACUCACGAAUCUCACACAGUGAUCCAGCUAAUGACAAGUCAAAUUUAAAGAUUCAUAUGGGCCCUAGCUAUGAGGCAAACGGUAAAGUCAAACUGCCGUCCCAUGAAAAUCAGAAGAAUUCAACCCGUAUUAAAAGUCCUCACAAUUCUGGGAACAAUGAGAGAAUAUCAAGUAUUGACGAAAUAGAAAAUGAGCUAGACUCGGCCAUUACAACUCCACCACAUUCACAAGAAUACGCUUAUUCCAAACAUGAAUCGUACGAUCCACAUUCGAUGAAUAAAAGUAUUCUUGCAACUUCUGACCACAGUGAUAAUGAAUAUUCCCUUAGUAAUACAAGUUAUAUUCCUAAAAGAGUCGUCAACAAACACAAAUCCAGGCGUCCCCAGGAUGCUGAACCCAUGCUGAAACAAAAAAGUAAUGACAGCAAAAACGAAAGACUUCAACUAGAAGUUGAACAAUUGAAGAAAGAAAACCUUAAUUUACGAAUUAAACUAAACGAACUUGAAAUUAAACUAAGUGAAAGUGAGAGCAAUGCUAUUAAUAAUGACGAAACUUCAUUAAACGAUGACAAUAGUUUUGUAUUCAAUGAUACCAAUAACCAGGACUCUCGCGAUAAGAUUGACGAAUUAACCAAUGUCAACAAUCAAUUGAAUUUGCAACUAGCCAACUCCAAGAGCCAUACAAACGAACUAAGCAACGAGAUCAGGUAUCUAAAGAAUAAGUUAGCCAUCCAGAACAAUACGGACAACUUCCAAUUGAAGGUAUCAGAGCUUGAAUCUCAUAUCAAAUCAUUACAGGGCCAGAUUGGCAAUACCAACAAUCUCAUAACUCAAGAUUCUAUCCUGAGUGACUACAAACAAUUUUAUACGAAACUACAGUUGAAUCAAGUAGAUAGACUAACAAAGAUAGAAAUGUCAAACUUAAUUAAAAACCUUAUGUUGUCCCUAUUGAUUACAGACUUCGAGCACUUGCCAAUGGUUUCAUCCAAAAUAGGCAAAUUUUUCAAAAUAAUUAGCUUGUUCAUGGACCAGCUACAUAGUAUGGUUUACGAUGACUCGUCGACAGCUAUCAGACCUUCACAUUACUUAAAAAAUCAUGAAUACGGGAUGACUGAAUUACAAAGUUGCUUAGACGGAAUGCUAGAAACAUUGCUGCAUCCCACCCGAUUACCUAAUUGA
Molecule: messenger RNA, 1926 nt
Organism: Debaryomyces hansenii CBS767
Lineage: Eukaryota; Fungi; Ascomycota; Pichiomycetes; Serinales; Debaryomycetaceae
Product: DEHA2A13002p
Exons: 1
Coding region: 1-1926 (641 amino acids)
Source: RefSeq, a predicted model, not a curated record